AGUACUAGAAUAAAAAAAGAGCAUUUUCACCUUCUCCCCCCUUUUCUUCCUUCAAGCUCUGGCCAAGGCGCAACCUCACUAGCUACCUCUGCCCGGCGCUUCCUCAUCCGGUUUCUGCAGAAAAAAUGCCUUCAAAGGAUAAAAUCGCCUAUUUUUACGACGGGGAUGUGGGUAGCGUCUACUUUGGGCCGAACCACCCCAUGAAACCGCACCGGCUAUGUAUGACCCAUCAUCUCGUCCUCUCCUAUGAUCUCCACAAAAAGAUGGAAAUUUAUCGGCCGCAUAAGGCGUAUCCGGUGGAGCUUGCGCAAUUCCAUUCAGCUGACUAUGUUGAGUUUCUGCACAGGAUUACGCCCGACACCCAGCACUUGUUCUCGAAUGAAAUGGCAAGAUAUAAUCUUGGAGAAGAUUGCCCUGUAUUUGAUAACUUAUUUGAAUUUUGUCAAAUUUAUGCUGGGGGAACAAUAGAUGCUGCACGUAGGUUGAACAAUAAACUUUGUGAUAUUGCUAUCAAUUGGGCUGGUGGACUACACCAUGCCAAAAAGUGUGAGGCAUCCGGAUUUUGUUAUAUCAAUGACUUGGUCUUGGGGAUCUUGGAGCUUCUAAAACAUCAUGCCCGAGUAUUGUAUAUUGACAUAGAUGUGCAUCAUGGUGAUGGUGUAGAAGAAGCUUUCUAUUUUACUGAUAGGGUGAUGACUGUUAGCUUUCAUAAGUUUGGGGAUUUGUUUUUCCCAGGAACAGGUGAUGUUAAGGAAGUAGGAGAAAGAGAAGGCAAGUUUUAUGCCAUCAAUGUCCCACUAAAAGAUGGAAUUGAUGACGCUAGCUUCAGUAGACUUUUCAAUACUAUUAUUUCCAAGGUUGUUGAGACAUAUCUACCAGGCGCGAUAGUUCUCCAGUGUGGAGCAGAUUCUCUUGCUGGAGACCGUUUGGGCUGCUUCAAUCUCUCCAUUGAUGGUCAUGCUGAAUGUGUUAAGUUUGUGAAGAAAUUCAAUAUACCCUUACUGGUUACAGGAGGUGGGGGAUACACGAAAGAGAAUGUUGCUCGGUGUUGGACUGUUGAAACUGGGGUUCUUCUUGAUUCAGAACUUCCCAAUGAGAUCCCAGAUAACGAGUAUAUCAAGUAUUUUUCUCCAGACUGCUCGUUGAGGAUUCCAAGUGGGCAUAUACAGGAGAACCUAAAUAGUAAAUCGUAUCUCAGCACGAUUAAAAUACAAGUCUUGGAAAAUCUGCGUUGCAUCCAACAUGCUCCUAGCGUACAGAUGCAAGAGGUUCCACCUGAUUUCUAUAUUCCCGACUUUGAUGAAGAUGAGCAGAACCCUGAUGAACGUCUGGAUCAGCACACUCAAGACAAACACAUUCAGCGUGACGACGAAUAUUAUGAAGGAGACAACGAUAAUGAUCACAACAUGGAAGAUAUGUAAACUUAGCACAAAUACCGUGUAUUUUUUGGGUAUAUGCUAUGCUAUUCAGUACGGGAAUAUUUAACUAGGUACUAAAUUAUGUUAAGAUGAUCAAGGAACAAGAAGGAAUUUGCAAAUGUUCCUGUUCAUAUUGGUGUUAGAUUUAGUGCUGUAAAUUGCGUAUGUUGCAAAUGGUUUUCUUACCAGCAGUAAUUUUAUUUGACUUUGAAGACAAAA
Molecule: messenger RNA, 1637 nt
Organism: Pyrus x bretschneideri (Chinese white pear)
Lineage: Eukaryota; Viridiplantae; Streptophyta; Magnoliopsida; Rosales; Rosaceae
Product: histone deacetylase 9
Exons: 14
Coding region: 126-1421 (431 amino acids)
Molecular function (GO): histone deacetylase activity
Source: RefSeq, a predicted model, not a curated record